AUGCGGCUCCUGUUCUUGGCGGUGCUGCGGCCUCACACUGGCAACGCGGUUACGGCUGGGCGCCUGCGGGACCACCUAGAAGCUGCAGGCCACAUGUGCGUUCUGAGAGAUGCCUUUGACUUUGAAAGCCCAUCUGAAAUUGCCAACCUGAUCGUGGACCAGAAUCUGGAAGCAGCACUAGCCCUUCACCUCUACCGAGGAGGCAGACUUCUGCAAGGUCAUGGCAUUCCUUUCGGGGUCAUCUUUGGUGGAACUGAUUUAAAUGAAGAUGCCAAUCACGAAGAAAAAAAGGAAGUCAUGGGGAAAGUCCUGGAGGAAGCCAGGUUUGCCGUGGCUUUCACCGAGGCAAUGAAGGACACAGCACAGGUGCAGUGGCCACAUGCAACUGGGAAGAUCUUUGUCCAGAGUCAAGGAAUUGCAACAAUACCAAAUGCCGAUUUUAAUUGGAACACCUUCCUCCAGCAAUCAGAGAUCGACCAAAGUGCUGAUGACCUGUACAUAUUCCUUAUAAUAUGUGGACUCAGACCCGUGAAGGAUCCUCUGUACCUGGUGGAUGCGUUCUCAGAAUGGCAUCAAGAAACACCCAAUGUUUACAUGGUGAUCGUAGGUCCUGAGGUAGAUCCAGUAUUUACAAAGGAAGUGAAAGACCGGGUGAGGAGGGCUGCAGGGGUGCGGCUGAUCCGAGAGAUGUGCCAGGAAGAUCUGCAUGCGGUGGUGAAGAGCUGCUUUGCGCUGGUCAACAGCUCAGUCUCCGAGGGCAUGUCGGCCGCCAUCUUGGAGGCAAUGGAUUUGGAAGUUCCCGUGCUAGCCAGGAACAUCCCUGGGAAUUCGGCUGUGGUAGAGCACGGAGUCACGGGACUGCUGUUUUCAAACCCUCAGGAGUUCAUUCAGUUGGCAAAGAGACUGGUUAGCGAUCCUGCACUGGAGAAGGAAAUCGUGACCAACGGAAGGGAGUAUGUGAGGACACAUCAUUCCUGGCAGGUGGAGAGAGACACCUACCAGCACCUCAUCAGGAAGCUGGAGAUGAGCUUGGAAGAUUAAAUGAUAGAAGUCUGUGCUCGCCACACCUGUCCCAACAACCAUCAGGUGCUCAGCUCUGGGUAGACGUCAAGAGAUGGGACCCAGUCCUGGACCACUGGAAUCCAAGAGUCCCCAGAAACAUAUCCACCCCCCAGGCUCCUCCUGUUUGGCAGACAGUUCUGCUGUGCUUACAGUUCAGUUCUGGAUGGACCUAUAGCUCACUUCUGAAAGUGUUUAUGGUUCAGUCCCAGAGGUGCUUACAGGUCAGUCCUCAGUGGGCUGGUAGGCUCACUGCUGAGAGUGCUUAUGGCUCAGUCCCAGACGUUGUUUGCAGCUCAGUGCAGGAGAUGGAGGUGCAUCUCAGGGACCUUUGGAGGAGUGUUCUAAGAACUGCUUUUACAGCUUAUGGAAGCUUAUUUAGAUGCAGCCACCGAGCAGACCCAUCCCCUGCCUUCACAAAGAAGAAACAAAAGGGUCAAGAGUGUCAAUGGAGUGGAGAUGGCAGCAUUUUUGAUAUGAUCUUGAGCUACAAGCCCUCAUGGGGUCCUGAUGGGCAUGGAGGUGGUAGAGGUGGGGGUGGGGAGGCAGGCUGUGGCUGGCACGCUAAUAAGCCCUGGAGAGGCUGUGAAUGGGUUGUAUCAGGUUGUGUCACUUCUCACUGUUGCACCUGAGAGCCGAGCAUGAGCAUGCUUUCCAAAAGAGGCCUUACCCGUCUGUAUGACAUCACAGGGAACCUGGACGAUGAUUGGAUGGCCCUCAUGAUGGAGGUUGGGUCCCUGAAUUCAGUUUGGGCGUUCUUCUCUCCUGCUAGGGAAUUGAGGAUGAGUGUUGACUGAAGUCACAAGACUCCACACAACAGUGGUACCCAAGACUGUGACAGGAGGUCACUGGGGCAUGGGAGGUCAGCUGGGGUGUGUUUGUGUGGGGGUUGUGUUUCGAUGAGAUAUCCCUACAACGGUGCUCCGUACCUCCAGUGGCCCUUUUGUUGAAUUUCAACAAGGCUGUGCUACUGUGAGCAGGAUGUGGAAUGGCUACCUGUGCUAAAGCAAGCAGCUUGGAGGAAGAGAGAAGACAAACGGAGCCAAGAGCCACUCGUGCAUGGAAAGCAUCAGGCUCUAAAGGAAAUGGAGGAAGAGUCAGAAUCCGUAUCAUACUUGCUCCAACUCAGAAGGCACAUCUGGGCCUUUUUCUUUUCUUAGCGGCAGCAAGCAUCUCCUUUUAAGAGAAGCAGGCUGGAAGGAAGCAAACUUUGUAAACCAGAGCUUCAGGGAUGAAAUCAGAGCUUGAUUCGAUAGGAUGUAAUUCCCAGCUUUUCUAUUCUGUACCUCAGAGCCAGCACCGACACUUUCAUGAAGGCUCCAGCGGAGGCAGCAGCAAGCCCUCACUGCUUGGUCUUUGAGCAUUUGGGGGCGCACUGAGAAAUGUGUCCACUUCCUUGGCCCUUGGCCUGAGCUAGGGUCUUACCUCUCUGGACACAAAAAGGGGGGUGGGGUGGGGUGCGAGUAAAGAGGUCUGAAUCUCCAGAGCAGCUCCUCUGAGCCCAGAGUUCAAACCCACGUCAGGAGAGGUGUGUAGAGGUCCCGUGUCAGAAUUCAAAGGUCAGGUGUCACAGUUAUUUACAAAAGCCGGAUGUUCUGGAAUGCUUGUCUCUCCUUUGCCUGGGGAUGAUGUCACUGCCUGACCACUGUGCCAGCAUCACUAAGCUACAUCUGCAAAUGCGCUUUGGGGAAGGAAGGGUUCUUAACCAAUAAAGCACGUUACCAUCAGUCAUAUAUAUA
This is a messenger RNA of Grammomys surdaster, 2798 nucleotides long. It is a transcript of the gene Glt1d1, whose product is annotated as glycosyltransferase 1 domain containing 1. The transcript has 12 exons. NCBI's taxonomy places the organism in Eukaryota, Metazoa, Chordata, Mammalia, Rodentia, Muridae. Gene Ontology annotation, molecular function: glycosyltransferase activity. The record is from RefSeq and is a predicted model, not a curated record. The coding region runs from base 1 to 1041 and encodes 346 amino acids.